Molecule: messenger RNA, 297 nt
Organism: Lodderomyces elongisporus
Lineage: Eukaryota; Fungi; Ascomycota; Pichiomycetes; Serinales; Debaryomycetaceae
Exons: 2
Coding region: 1-297 (98 amino acids)
Source: RefSeq, a predicted model, not a curated record
AUGGGACAAUUAGAUAACUACGAAAAACAUCAAAGACCAGAAUUAGUUUCGUUCGAUGAUAUCAGCUAUAAUAACCUAGCGGAGGUAGAAGCUGCCAGAAAGUCUAUGCUUAGAGAACAGUGGAUCAGAACAUACGAGUUGAGGGUGACACAUGAAGCUGUAAGGAAAUGUAAACAGUAUCAUCAAGACGACGCUGCAAGGAAUUGCAAACUGUUAAUUUUGAAAUACCUAAAGAUGUUGGAGACAUAUCCUAUGCAAGGAUACCAGGGAUACCAAAAGAAUGAUCCCUCAAAGUAA